Molecule: messenger RNA, 1953 nt
Organism: Sphenostylis stenocarpa
Lineage: Eukaryota; Viridiplantae; Streptophyta; Magnoliopsida; Fabales; Fabaceae
Source: the annotation of a GenBank genome assembly
AUGACAGAAAACUGCAUAGCACCCAAACCAGACCACAGCAACAGUCACCCUGAAGAAGGACCACCUAAGAUGACUGAGACUGCUCUUCCCAUACAAACAAACGAGCAAUCUUUUCUAAAACUGGCUAUGUACCCCAUAACAUUGAAGUUUGAGGAAUUGGUGUACAAAGUUAAAGUAGAGCAGAAGGGUGUGUGCUGGGGGAGCACAAGGAGUUCAAGAGAGAAGACCAUACUGAAAGGAGUCACUGGUAUGGUUUGUCCAGGAGAAAUAAUGGCUAUGUUGGGGCCAUCUGGCAGUGGCAAAACCACACUUCUCACAGCCCUUGGAGGAAGGCUUAGUGGCAAACUAUCUGGAAAGGUCACAUACAACAACCAGCCUUUUUCAGGUGCCAUAAAAAGAAGAACAGGUUUUGUGGCCCAGGAUGAUGUGUUAUACCCUCAUCUCACUGUGACUGAGACUCUACUCUUCACCGCACUUCUGAGGCUCCCCAACAGCUUGACCAAGGAAGAAAAAGUUCAGCAUGUAGAACAUGUUAUCAGUGAGCUAGGACUGAGCCGGUGCAGGGGUAGCAUGAUUGGAGGCCCACUUUUCAGAGGGAUAUCAGGAGGGGAGAGAAAGAGGGUGAGCAUAGGCCAGGAAAUGCUCAUCAAUCCAAGCCUGUUGCUGCUUGAUGAGCCCACUUCAGGGUUGGACUCUACAACAGCCCAAAGGAUCAUAUCUACAAUCAAAAGCUUGGCUAGUGGGGGGAGAACUGUUGUCACCACCAUUCAUCAACCCUCUAGUCGCCUCUAUCACAUGUUUGAUAAAGUGGUCUUGCUCUCUGAAGGAUGCCCCAUCUAUUAUGGCCCUGCUUCAACUGCAAUGGACUACUUUUCUUCUGUUGGUUUUUCCACGUCCAUGAUUGUCAAUCCAGCAGAUUUGUUGCUUGAUCUUGCCAAUGGGAUUGCUCCGGACUCCUCCAAGCAUACAACUGAACAAAGUGAAAGCCAGGAUGCAGAAAAGAAGUUGGUUAGAGAAGCAUUAAUCUCUGCUUAUGACAAAAAUAUAGCUACUAAAGUGAAAGAUGAGUUAUGCAGCUUUGAAUUGAAUAACUACAAAGUCAUUAAGGAUGCUUCCACAAGAAAUCACACAAAACCCGAGCAAUGGUGCACAAGUUGGUGGCAUCAGUUCAAAGUGCUGUUGCAAAGGGGGCUGAGGGAGAGAAGGUUUGAAGCCUUCAACAGGCUGAGAAUAUUCCAAGUCAUAAGUGUUGCUUUUCUUGGAGGACUUCUGUGGUGGCACACCCCAGAAUCACACGUUGGAGAUCGGAUAGCCCUGCUAUUUUUCUUCUCUGUCUUCUGGGGAUUCUACCCUCUCUACAAUGCUGUUUUCACAUUUCCACAAGAGAGAAGAAUGCUGAUCAAGGAACGUUCAUCUGGGAUGUACCGUCUUUCUUCCUACUUUCUAGCUAGAACAGUAGGAGACUUGCCAAUAGAGCUUGCACUUCCAACUGCAUUUGUCUUCAUAAUCUAUUGGAUGGGAGGGCUUAAGCCUCAUCCAGUGACCUUUCUCCUUUCCCUCCUAGUGGUCCUUUACAGUGUCCUUGUCUCUCAAAGCCUUGGCUUAGCACUUGGUGCCAUUUUGAUGGAGGUCAAACAGGCCACUACUUUAGCUUCUGUGACAACCCUUGUGUUUCUCAUUGCUGGAGGCUACUAUAUACAACAGAUUCCUCCCUUCAUAGAGUGGCUCAAGUACUUAAGCUAUAGCUACUACUGCUACAAGCUUCUUGUUGGUGUACAGUACAAUUAUGAUGAUUAUUAUGAGUGCUCAAAAGGGGUAUUGUGCAAGGUUGGAGAAUUUCCUCCAAUCAAAUCAGUGGGUUUGAACCACUUGUGGGUUGAUGUGGCUAUUAUGGCCAUGAUGUUGGUAGGUUACCGACUAGUUGCUUAUUUAGCACUGCAGAGAGUGAGGUAG